CUAGCAACCACCAAACACUAGCAUUCUCCCAGGCUGACAGUUCCCAUUUUCGGGGAGGUCGGGUCGUUUGUUUGCUCGUGUGGAAGAUGGACGCUUCACCCGAAGAUCAAACCAAAGCGGUGGUUAAACCCGCAAUCUUCAGUUUAAUCUCACCGCAAAGGAAUCAGCCCAAAGAACUGUCUUACUUCAACACCAAGGCAAAGGUCGCUGAAGUGCCCAUGUUUGACCGAAUGUACCCCAACCUUGAGGAUUUAGAUACGAAGACGCAAUUCCACUCCCAGAAGAGCUUGAGAAGGAGAGCACUCGACAUAAACGAGGAGCAGGAGAGGUCCAGACCUGUGGCUCUGCUGUCGUCUUCGGAAUAUGGCCGUCGUUUCAAUUCAACCAUCAACCGAACAGCGAAGCGGCACCCCCGCGUGGCUUUGAUCGAAUCCGAUUUUUACAGAAAAAACGGGAUCAUCUGGAGUAUGGCAGAAGGAUAUGGGUCAGUGGUUCCACUCUGAAAGCUCUGUCCCAGCCUGACAUACAAGGGGUUGGUUCCUUCUGUCUUCGCAUAAUAAAUGUGUUUUUCACCA
Molecule: messenger RNA, 575 nt
Organism: Gambusia affinis (western mosquitofish)
Lineage: Eukaryota; Metazoa; Chordata; Actinopteri; Cyprinodontiformes; Poeciliidae
Gene: cfap90
Product: linkage group 14 C5orf49 homolog
Exons: 3
Coding region: 87-503 (138 amino acids)
Source: RefSeq, a predicted model, not a curated record